ACAAACCAUAGAGUUUCAGCAAGCAAGUGAAACCCCAGCGCGCUGUGCCUUGUUCGCCCACCAUGGCGGCCAUGUGGUCUCCGAUCAUCGGACUCCUCCUGCUCCUGCUCCAACUAGCGCCGUCCUCUUCCUCCUACAUCCAGUUGCCGCUCCAAGGCAACGUCUAUCCUGUUGGUUACUUUUUUGUCACGAUGUACAUUGGUGGGAAGCCUUACUCACUGGACAUCGACACUGGCAGCAAUCUCACGUGGCUGGAGUGCCUGCACCCGAACCACCAGUGCAAAAUCUGCAAGGGACCGCACCCACCAUAUAGGCCAAAUAGAUCUCACAAGAUGGUCAACUGUGGAGGUCAGUUUUGUACUGAUCUCCACAAAGAUCUACCUCCUUACCAGGAUCCUCCGUGUCACGCUAGACAGCAACACGAAUGCCACUAUCAUGUUCGGUACGUCGAAGGAACUUCAUCGGACGGUUUCAUCGUCAACGACACGGUGUUUGUCGAUGUGUUUGCUCCCUCCAAGAGAGUACAAAUUUUCUUCGGGUUCGGAUGUGGAUGCAACCAGCAACCACAGAAAUAUUCACCCGUAGAUGGCAUCCUUGGACUUGGGAUGGGAAAGGUAGGUUUUGUCGCGCAAUUGAAGGCGCAUAACGUGAUCACCAAGGACAUCAUUGGGCACUGCCUCAGCAUCGAUGGAGGGGGCUACCUCUUCAUCGGAGACUAUAACUUCCCCGCCGGCGUAUCCUGGGCCCCCAUGAGAAAAUACAGCCAUUACUACUCACCUGGCCCAGCACAGCUGUUAUUUGGCCGAAAGAAGAUAGGCAGUAAAACAAUGAUGGUCUUUGACAGUGGUACCACAUACACCUACAUACCUGACGGGGUGUACUCCCAGCUUCUUGCAGAAGUGAAGCAGAGUGUCAGCCGCUCACUUGAAAGGGUGACUGAUCAGGCGCUUCCUGUAUGUUGGAAGGGCCCAUUCGCAUCAAUCCAACUGGUCAAAGGGAAAUUCAAGCCACUGGCGCUUGAAUUUACCAACCAAGUCAUGCAUAUCCCGCCUGAAAACUACCUCACACUCACGCAAAAAAAGAAUGUAUGCUUGGGCAUCCUUCAGACACCAAAGGCUGGUGGCCAAAUGAUGAUAAUUGGAGAUGUUACAAUGCAGGAUUUGCUUGUGAUAUAUGACAAUGUGGACAAGCGCGUCGGAUGGGUCAGUAAACAGUGUAAACAUAAUCUGGAAAUACCAUCAAUCCGCGCUCUCUGAACGAAGUGUAUGUGAGCAUCAGGCUUCGUAAAAGAUGGUGUUCUCGGAAGCAGAGGAGUUAUAUGUUAACAAGAAUAAAUAGACGUUGAUAAAAUAUCAGAUGAUCCUCCUGCUCAUACUGAAACAGCUUCAUGUUGAGUAAUACACCGUGGUUGUAUUCUUGCAUGUGUGUGUACUUUCAAUACAUAAUAUGAACAAUCUGUAACCAGAAUCUGUUUUAUUAUAUAUACAAAUUUGGAAGCACCAUUGAGGCCUCCACUUAGAUUC
This is a messenger RNA of Hordeum vulgare subsp. vulgare (domesticated barley), 1523 nucleotides long. Its product is annotated as aspartic proteinase Asp1-like. Gene Ontology annotation, biological process: proteolysis. The record is from RefSeq and is a predicted model, not a curated record. Bases 63 to 1256 code for a protein of 397 amino acids. The transcript is spliced from 8 exons. Lineage: Eukaryota; Viridiplantae; Streptophyta; Magnoliopsida; Poales; Poaceae. Gene Ontology annotation, molecular function: aspartic-type endopeptidase activity.